Molecule: messenger RNA, 591 nt
Organism: Clonostachys byssicola
Lineage: Eukaryota; Fungi; Ascomycota; Sordariomycetes; Hypocreales; Bionectriaceae
Source: the annotation of a GenBank genome assembly
AUGAUAUACGGCGAAAAGAAGGGCAGUUUUGAGCGCCCUAAAUCCGUAAAAGCUAUGAUGGAGUUAAUCCUCGGUGUUGCGACUGGCUUCUUUGUGAGGAAGCUCGUCCCUUUACCAGGCAACCCAAAUGGCGUGUUCAAAACACCACUGGAAGUAUUUCGAGAAUCACUGCGAGACGUUGCCGAUAGAGAAAUUCUCCUCUAUCAAGACUUCCUACGAGAACUCAAGGGCGAAACAAAUUAUCGCCAGAAAGAAGAUCAAUCCCCCACUACUCAUGUCAUCAGGGACAUGCCAUCAAAUCCCCUUAGUACUUCAACAGAGCCCUACAGUAUCUCACCUGAAGCUGAUCUUCUUUACAUAAUACGCGACAUUCGCGACGAGCUCAACAUGCUCAAGUCCCUUGCCGACGAUCAAGAACUUGUGUGGAAGCAGGCUUUUGAGAACCAUGAGCUGAGAGGCUGUUUUGAGUAUUACCAGCCUUGUACACCAAUAGACGUCAAGAAGAAUCUGGAAGAUAUGCUAGUCGAGGUAGAGACGAUAAAUGACUCUGUUAGAUUUCCCGUUCCAGGACGUAUAGGUAUUCUCAGCUGA